ACGAGUCUGUCAUCACAUCUCUCUAUUAAUACUGAGGUAUGCUUUUGUGAAGACGUGGUCCAUUUAUUAGAGAGAGACUCUGAUUGGCUACACUCAGCGUUUUAACCCUAUUAAGCAAUCGAUGAGAAAGCUACAAAUGAAACCCCUGCAUGACGGCGUGCUUCAAUUUUACUUAAACGUCAGUCAUCAUACGUGUGCCCGUGUCACGAGAGUAAGCCCUGCACAUACCGCGCGGCUGUCAGUCUGGCACCUUUCAACUUCAAUAAGGAUGCUGGGCAAGAAGAGACCGAACCCUUGAAGCUUUCAACAUAAAUAACAGAUGAUGAAAAACGUCAGUAAUUCCUGAAAACAGCGUCGAACAUUAAAAUCACAAGGGUUCAAGUUGAAUAACAGAGCAAAAGGCACUUAGAGGAGGUGGGUGAAGAAACGGUGACGGUUGACGCUACGAGGAAACUACAGAAUGGCGUCGCAUGUGCCGCUCUCCCAUAUGCCGGUAGAAUCGAAAUGGCGGCAUAAGCCAACAUUCGUUUACAACAAGAACUAUGGAUAUGGGAUGAACUACUACCAACCAAUGAUCGACUAUAUCGAUAAGCGAGAUAAUCGAAGCAGAGCCAAGUCCGAGUAUCCCCACCUCCCGUGGUCGGACAGUCGCGCGCUCUGGGAGGACAAAAAAGUGCAGCCUUACACGCCGAGGGAUCUACAACGAUUGGCGGUUGACGCGGAGGUGCAGGCAAAAGAUCAUCUCAGUACAUUUAAGGUUGCCAAGCGUUCGGACUUCAGCCUUUCAAAAACAAUUCACGCGAGUCACGUAACAAAAGAAGUUUUUCCGAGGAAACGUGCCGUCUACAGACCUGCUCAAGUUCGUCCAAGGAGCGAGCCCCGAGAAAUAGAGCAAAAAAUCAUGAGUGAUUUGGAACUUGGAUCCCUGCAGGACGUUCAGGCUAUGAGGGAGGUGAAAGACGCUUUGGAACACGGGAGGCGUUUGCGCGGAAAAUCUGCCAAGGCUAUAGAGUUUCAUUUAAAAGCUGACGCUCUGCAGAAUCUUUCGCAGAGUCAAGAAUUGGCGGAUAUAAGAAAAUUUCAAAGAAAUGCUGUGCACGUCCUUAUGGACGACAGAAUGCACUCACAAUUUAUGAGCGAUAGAGCGCGGAUGGCCAGGGACGAUCACAAGUUCCUGGAGCCUCUUGACAAUCUCAGCCAUGAGCUGAAGGACUUUGAACAGAAAUCGAGCGGCUAUUUCUUGGACAAGAGGUAGACAGACUUUGGCACGGAAUCCGUGUCAUUGCUAGGCAU
Diprion similis is the source of this 1293-nucleotide messenger RNA. Its product is annotated as paramyosin, short form-like. NCBI's taxonomy places the organism in Eukaryota, Metazoa, Arthropoda, Insecta, Hymenoptera, Diprionidae. The record is from RefSeq and is a predicted model, not a curated record. The transcript is spliced from 2 exons. The coding region runs from base 461 to 1255 and encodes 264 amino acids.